CAUUCAUGUUCUCCAGCAAUCAGUAGGAAAUCAGGCAACAAUAGAAAUAUCCGCUUAAAAAAAAAAAAGUAAAAAUCCAUCGCUAGUUCCUGAGAUUGGAGGUUCCUUUUCUCGUCAAUCGGAAAAAAUUACAGCUGCACAAUGGUUUGCGAAAAGUGUGAGAAGAAGCUUGCGAAGGUGAUAGUGCCGGACAAGUGGAAGGAUGGGGCCCACAACACCACCGAAGGCGGUGGCCGUAAGAUCAACGAGAACAAACUCCUCUCCAAGAAAAAUAGAUGGAAACCUUACGGACAAACCAAAUGUAUAAUCUGUAAGCAGCAAGUACAUCAAGAUGGCAAAUACUGCCAUACAUGUGCUUACAGUAAAGGAGUUUGUGCAAUGUGCGGGAAGCAAGUACUCGACACCGAGUUCUACAAACAGAGCAAUGUAUGACAGAUUUGAUUCCUUCAGACAAACCUCGGAAAAGCUCUCCUAGUUGAUGUCAUCCUUAAUUUGUAUCUUAAACUGCAUGUAACAAGAAUGCUCUUAUGCUCAGUAGACGAAAUUUUAUACAGUUAUUUGCUCACCAAGAUUUAUCCGGCAGUUAUCGUGCUGUGAAAUGUAUUACACUUACGUUGUACAGACGAACACAGCUGUUUGGUCUGUGCUGGGACCAGGCCACUUGAAAGAAACUCGAUAUUAUGUCGAUUUUGAUUUGCUGACCUUUCUAA
Erythranthe guttata (spotted monkey flower) is the source of this 710-nucleotide messenger RNA. Its product is annotated as postsynaptic protein-like protein. Gene Ontology annotation, molecular function: microtubule binding. Gene Ontology annotation, biological process: cytoplasmic microtubule organization. The record is from RefSeq and is a predicted model, not a curated record. NCBI's taxonomy places the organism in Eukaryota, Viridiplantae, Streptophyta, Magnoliopsida, Lamiales, Phrymaceae.